Messenger RNA from Perca flavescens (yellow perch), 2428 nucleotides. It is a transcript of the gene ncaph2, whose product is annotated as non-SMC condensin II complex, subunit H2. The record is from RefSeq and is a predicted model, not a curated record. Gene Ontology annotation, biological process: meiotic chromosome condensation; mitotic sister chromatid separation. The coding region runs from base 235 to 2019 and encodes 594 amino acids. Gene Ontology annotation, cellular component: condensin complex; nucleus. NCBI's taxonomy places the organism in Eukaryota, Metazoa, Chordata, Actinopteri, Perciformes, Percidae. The transcript has 21 exons. Gene Ontology annotation, molecular function: chromatin binding.
AGCGACUACAGCAGCACAGAGCAUCAGCAGCAGGACACUGAGCACUGAGCAUCGCACUUUGAAGAAGGGGGCGGUAGACUCCUAACAGCAACUGCAAGCUGCCAUUAUUCAAGAGAAGAAGAAGAAAAAGAAGAAGGCGCGCGGGCUGUUUGUAACUGCUACAUAACAUUAGCGGAGAGCUGUCAUUUGUUUUCACCGCGGAUCGGAGUGCGUCUGGUUCCCGGCGCGACCGCCAUGGAGUCCACAGAGAGCCGAUUCCCUCACCUGCUGCAGCCAAUCAGAGAGCUCACCAAGAACUGGGAGAUCGACGUGGCGUCCGAGUUAAACGACUACUUAGACGAGCUGGAUGACAUGUGCAUCACGUUCGACGGAGGGAAAACCAGACUCAACUUUGCAGAAGCAGCGCUGCUGAUCCAGGGCUCGGCCUGCAUCUACAGCAAGAAGGUAGAGCUCCUGCACAGCCUGGUUUACCAGACCCUGGACUACAUCAACGACCGGAACAAGAAAGGAAACAAACAGACGGCGGCAGCUAAGGGUGCCGCAGACUCAGCGGUGAGCGACCACGACGGCGAUGAUGAUGAGGCUGAGUUCUCUCCGCUGGACAUCGACGCCUCCGAGAACUCGCCGAAGGCCGACUCUGACACGACUGUGAGCGUUGCUCCUCUUCCUCCUGAGGCUCUGAUUCCUACGGAAACCUUCGAGAAGCAGAAACUCCCUCUCAUCAGUGUAACGGGGGACGUCCCGUGCAGUCAGAAGGACUUCAGGAUCAACCUGUUCAUCCCGGGAGACGAGGACCUGAUCCUGCUCGUGUCUGGAUCUGCUGGUUCCAUGUUGGACCACGAUCUGCAUCCUGCAGACUCUCUGUACAGACCUCCCCCCCGAGAUGCUGCAGCUCCAGAUGUUGCAGACGACUUCCUUCCUUUAGAGGAGAACAACAUGGAGCUGGACCAGAACCCAGAGGAACAUGUGGACCGACACCAGGAGCUGGACCAGAACCCAGAGGAAUACGUGGACCGACACCAGACUCCCAGUGAAGGCCGGAUGAUCCGAGAGAGACGGCAGGUCCAAGACGACAGAGUGGCGAGGACGGAGACACCACCGCCACCGGUGGACGUGUGGGCGUUGCACGAUGCGUACGCUGUCUUCGGGGAGGACAAACCUUUUAAAUCAGGAAAAUGCUACAAGGUUCCUGACGGUCUGGACGACGGCGGGAAGAGGAAGAGGAAACGCCCGGCAGCCCUGCAGGACUUCAGGAGCUGGUUCAGAGGAAUCUUUAAUCCUCCAGAGCAGAAACUCAAAAAUGGACCCAAGUUCACAGACCUGAACUACAUUUAUUUGAGCACAAUGAAAGACAAACUGAAGACUAGAAAGAGGAUCUACAGGAGAGCGGGCGUGCUGGUCUCUGAUGAAGAACUGAGGAAGACCUUCCUGCAGCUGGAGGAGGCGGGGCCUCAGCAGCAGGGGGAGGAGCCUGAGGACGGAUUCAGACACCCCGACCUGCUGGGCGGCGACGACGCGUCAGACAACGAACACGAAGCGUUUCCCGACGACCUUCCAGCCGAGUUCAACGGAGGAGCGGACGCCAUUUCCCCGGGCGCGCUGAGAGACGAGCUGAGUUAUGAAGAUCUGGUGAAGCUGCGCGUGGAGCAGCUGGUGAAGAACUGCCGCGGCUACACCCAGGAAACGGCGCUGUCUCGCCGCGUCAAAGACUGGGAGGACAUGGUCCGGCCGGAGCUGCUGCUGCAGGAGCAGCGCUCCGUGUUUGAUAUCCACGACUACGGCGACAGGAUCGUCGGAGCGCUCGGCGCCGUCGGCCAGCGCAGAUCUUUCGCCGCCGUCGUCGCCGGUCUCGACAACUUCGAAGCCUGCAAAUAUCUGCUAGCUUCACUGCAGCUGGCCAACGACUACACGGUGGAGGUGGACAGCGUGGCCGGGCUGGAGGACAGCGUGGACUCGAUGGGACUGACGCUGCUCAGCACUCACAGAGCCAGCGACAGAUUCAAAGAUCUCAACACCUGAACCUUUGUGAGUUUGUCACACUGAGAGUCGCACAAAUGUGCCACGAGUUUCUGCUCCGGUGUCGGGUAACAUCCAAGGCAUCUGAGGGGACGUUUGGACCCCCUCUGUCUUUUAAAUAAGGACAUUUCUGACUGUCUCUACUUUCAUCUGAACUCCUGAUUCAGCCAAUAACUGAGUCAUUAUCUGUCGGUCUGUCUGUGUCUCCCUCUCUCUGUCUGUCUCUCUCUGUCUGUCUCUCUCUGUCUGUCUCUCUCUUUCUCUCUCUCUGUCUGUGUGAAGAUAAAAUUAGGAAUUAUGCUGUUAAGUAUUUUGUCCGCCAACAAUUUUUAACAAAACUCUUCUUGUACGCUCAUUAAAAAAAAACAAAAAAAUUGAAUAUAUGGAAAAAAUAAAUGAUAAAUUAAAUGUU